Adineta steineri is the source of this 911-nucleotide messenger RNA. The record is from the annotation of a GenBank genome assembly. Lineage: Eukaryota; Metazoa; Rotifera; Eurotatoria; Adinetida; Adinetidae.
GUUACACUGAUAUAUUGUAUAAUCGAGGAGAUACAUUUGUAGUAUUCCGAUUUGCAUGCAUAAAUAAAUUCCAAUUAAAUUAUUUUUGUUUUUCUAGACAAUUUCAUCUGAAGCUGAAUGUUGAUUAUAUUUCCUUUUCGAAUUCAAUUUUGUUACAUUGAUCGUUCUUUAUUUUUUUUCCAUAUAACUCAAAAGCGCUAUUUAUAAAUAUAUUUGUCUUCUAAUAAUAUUUACACACGUAGUAAAGUCACCUCUCCGAGUAGACAGUUUUUUUUGGGAAUAAAAAAGACCUGACUACUUUUGUUUGAUUAAAUUGAUGAAAUGAAUUCUGGGAAAAAGACAUCAGGACCGUUUCUCCGUUAGAUCGACGAAAAUAAAUCUGGGAAAAAAAUAUGCAGUACCCACUCAAAAGAGAGAAAAAAAAGAAUUUAUUUCUCAAUAAAUACUUUGUCUACUAUUAUAAAUUGAAUUCAUUUGAUCAACUUAGAAUCUGGUGGUUGAUGGCUUCAACAACAGUUUAUUUAUGGCUUUCAUUCAUGAUUAUCACACAAACAGUCGGACAAGAUAUACGAUCAGAGGAAAUGUCUUUAAUAUCUGAUGCUAAAUUUCAAUGUGUCAAUACAACUUGUUUACCAUUCAUUAGCGUUAUUACAACAGACAUUAGGAAUUGUCAAUUUGCCUGUUUGACUCAAAGUCAAUGCACAGCAGCAACUUUUCAUCGAUCAACUUCAAAUUGUGAAUUAUUUGAUAGUAUGUUGAACCAAAAUGGAAAUAUGUUGGCUGAUGUGGAUGCUACUAGUAUGAAUGUUAUUAGUGGAACACGAUUUCCACCAGGUCCGUAUAAAAUUAGAAUACAUUUAGCAGAAAAUAUAUCGCUGAGAGCUAGAAAAAUUUACUUUCUUGAAAAAUAA